Molecule: messenger RNA, 1737 nt
Organism: Lineus longissimus
Lineage: Eukaryota; Metazoa; Nemertea; Pilidiophora; Heteronemertea; Lineidae
Product: CCR4-NOT transcription complex subunit 11-like
Exons: 10
Coding region: 1-1362 (453 amino acids)
Cellular component (GO): CCR4-NOT complex
Source: RefSeq, a predicted model, not a curated record
AUGGCGCUAUCCUUGAAAGAUCUGGCUUCCCUGCUGAGCGUUCUGUCUGAAGAUGCUACUCAGACACAGUCCUUUGAGAACCUGGCCUCAAGUUUACACCAUUACUUUAACAAGCAGGACCAUUUCAAACUUGGCACAGCUCUGGUACUGUUGCUACAGAAUAGAGAUCUCCUGCCUCAUCCAACCCAAAAGUUAGCUGCAAUAUUUCUUCUUUAUGAAAUGUAUAAGACAGAACCAAUUGCAGUGAAUCCCUUUGCUUCAGUCUUCGUACAUUUAUUGAAUCCUCCUAUUGACCGGAGCGACAUGGCACAGGAGAUGGACUUCCAUUGGGCUAUUCCAAAAAUAUCAAGCGCGGAACGGUACUUUCUCUCGCAGCUUAUAUCCAGUCCUUCAAAAGAGCUUUUUAAGAAGACAUGUACAAAUAUUCUGCACAUGGAUGUUGGCAACAUGCAGUCAUUUGAUGUGAGUGGUCUACAGCUUGCUUUGGCAGAGAGACAGUCAGAGAUGCCGGCUCAGAGCAAAUCGGGGAUUCCUUGUAUUGUACCGGACCCAGAUAUGAAACCUACCAGCUUUGACCAGUUUGGUAAACCAGGGUGUAUAAAUGCUGAUGUGCAGAGACAGACAGUUGAAGCAUUAUUGUCAGGAUCCCGGCCGCCAGUUGAAUUCUGUAUGAAACCACAAUUCCUUCGGCUGGCACCACCAUUACAUGCUGCAGAAGAUGAGCUUCUGUGGAUGAAUCCAAAAGAAGGUGACCAUCAGAUAGCCUGGGACACAUCAAUGUGUAUCAGCAACUCUGCAGGGACGGAGGUCAGACGACUCAUGGCCAAGGCAAUCAAAGGUCCUUUAGCCUUAAAUCAACAACAGCAGUUACUAGGAGAGCUUGAGCAAGAUCCUAAGCUUGUGUAUCAUAUAGGAUUAACGCCAGUCAAGCUGCCAGAUCUGGUCGAGAACAACCCAUUGGUGGCAAUAGAGGUUUUACUGAAGUUAAUGCAAUCGAAUCAAAUCACUGAAUAUUUCUCUGUGCUGGUCAACAUGGAGAUGUCGUUACACUCAAUGGAAGUGGUCAACAGACUGACAACAGCUGUGGACUUGCCGUCGGAGUUCAUUCAUCUGUACAUCUCCAACUGUAUAUCAACGUGCGAAACAAUAAAGGAUCGCUACAUGCAGAAUCGGUUGGUGCGGCUUGUUUGUGUAUUCUUACAGUCUCUCAUAAGAAAUAAAAUCAUUGAUGUCAAGGACAUCUUCAUCGAGGUGCAAGCAUUUUGUAUCGAAUUCAGCCGAAUACGAGAGGCGGCCGGUUUAUUUCGACUACUCAAGACUUUGGACAACGGAGAACAGAUACAACCUGGUGCAUCUAAAUAACGACUUCAUAGAGAGAUUACGCAAGAUGGUGCAUCUAAAAAAAGACUUUCAGCUGUGCCUGUGUUUGAGCAUCACUGCUCGCUGCAAGCCAAAUUGGGUAGCAGACUUUUGAUUACUGAUAAGUCCCUGUUGGUGGCACUGCACGGCAUUGUAUCUUUACCAGAAUUGAAUUGGCUCAUGAAAUAAUGUAAAAGCCAUUCAAAUGUAGUUUUGGCUCAAAUUGGUUCAUGAAUUUGUUAAGAAACAACAAAGGGUUAUGAAUUAUGGAUAAAUAACUUCUUUACUCAAGUCUAAGUAGCCAAUGAAUUGUUUGUUAGUCACAAAUUGUGAGUGUAUAUUUUGUAAAUAAAUGUCGAGUACCGUAGAUCAAAAAUU